AUGGGGAACAGCCAGUGCGUCCCCCAGGCCCCGCGAAGGCUCCGUGCCUCCUUUUCAAGGAAGCGCUCGCUGAAGGGCACCAGAGAGGAUGGCGCAAGGAGGCUGGCUGGCCUGUUUGGCAGCGAAGUUGGCCCGGACUGGGACACAGCGGCUGACAAGAUCUUCUACUACAUCCCGGGGACCGACAUCCCAAGCCUGGAGGGCCAGCAAGAAGCCCUGGAGCAGCCGUUCCUGAGUGUAUUCAAGAAGGGACGGUGGAAGGUGCCUGUGAGGAACGUAGGCAAGGUGUUGCACUAUGCCAAGGUCCAGCUGCGAUUCCAGCACAGCCAGGACACCAGCGACUGCUACCUGGAGCUGUUCCCCUCCCACGUCUACUUCCAGGCCCACGGCUCUAAUGGCCUCACAUUCCAGGGGCUGUUACCACUGACGGAGCUGAGCAUCUGCCCGGUGGAGGGGUCCGGAGAGCACGCCUUCCAGAUCACAGGCCCGCUGCCUUCCCCCCUCCUUGUGCUCUGUCCCAGCGCCGCUGAGCGUGCCCGCUGGCUCUACCACCUGGAGAAGCAGACGGCCCUUGCCGGGGGGCUGCAGCGCUGCCACUUAGCACCCCCACAGCGCCAGAUGAUGCAGCUGCGGACGGUGUCGGGACACGAGUCAGGGGGCAGCGCCACCUGUGCCUCGAGGGUCAAGCUGCAGCAUCUGCCCUCACAGGAGCUGUGUGACCGGCUCCUGGUCCUUUACCCAACCUCCCUGGCCAUCUUCUCUGAGGAACCAGAUGGGCUUUGCUUCAAGGGAGAGCUCCCACUCAGCGCUAUCCACAUCAACCUGGAGGAGAAGGGGAAGCAGAUCCGCUCUUUCCUGAUAGAAGGCCGCCUUAUCAACACCAUCCGUGUGGUAUGUGCCAGCUACGAGGACUACAGCCACUGGGUGCUCUGUCUCCGGACUGCCGCCCUCAGGGACGGGGGCCCCACCCUGCCGGGGCCAGGGCCGCAAAUACCCACGCAGGUUGCAGGAGGCGGCCGCGGUUCCCUCUCCUCAGAUGGACGGACCAGCUGGGGCUCGGGGUGCCCAGCAUCCCCCUCCACCCACACCAGUCACUCCUUCCCUGAGACCAUGCUGCUGCCGCCUGCAGGCUGCCCCACCCAGCCUCCACCUGACCAGGCUGACUCAGGCUUUGCCAGCAUCAGCCGCCGGAGGUCAGCGCUGAGACGAGGGGGCAGCAGCAGGUCACCCAAGAGCAAGGCCCAGGGAGCAGGACCUGGCCUGGUGGCCCCGCUGCACCUAGAUCUGGACCUGACCAAGCUGAGCAGGCUGAGCCUGGAGGGGGACCCAGAUGACCCUUUGGAGACGCCGCACUCCCCACUCUAUGCUGAUCCCUACACCCCACCUGCCACCUCCCACCACAAGAUCACAGAUGUCCGGGACCUGGACGAGUUCCUCAGCGCCAUGCAGAGCUCCCCCGGGCCAGAGCCAUGGAGUGCCUUCCCCACUGUCCCCGUGUCUGUGCCCGUCUCUGAUCCCAGCCCUGGCCCUUCUGGCCCCCUUGGCCCUCACCUGCUACCCAAGAAGGAAGCCCUGCAGGGCCGUGCCCCUCAGAGGCACCGAGGCUCCUUUAAGGGCCGGGGGCCAAGGCCCCCAGACUCCUCUCAGCUUGUCUCCACUUCAAGGGAAGGUUCACCUGACCCCCUGCGGCCUCCUCCAGCCGGCUGCUCUCCCCAGAGGCGUGCAGGCCCGAGCUACAACAGCGUCUGGGAGGAGGCUGCAGCGCCCUCCCGCCAGAAGUGGCCCCGGUCAGGCGCACCUGAGGCCAAGGAGGCCCUGACCCAGUGGAUCUGA
Messenger RNA from Trichechus manatus latirostris (Florida manatee), 1833 nucleotides. It is a transcript of the gene PLEKHN1, whose product is annotated as pleckstrin homology domain containing N1. The record is from RefSeq and is a predicted model, not a curated record. Gene Ontology annotation, cellular component: cytoskeleton; mitochondrial membrane. Lineage: Eukaryota; Metazoa; Chordata; Mammalia; Sirenia; Trichechidae. Gene Ontology annotation, molecular function: phosphatidic acid binding; cardiolipin binding; phosphatidylinositol phosphate binding. The transcript is spliced from 16 exons. The coding region runs from base 1 to 1833 and encodes 610 amino acids. Gene Ontology annotation, biological process: response to hypoxia; positive regulation of apoptotic process; 3'-UTR-mediated mRNA destabilization.